Messenger RNA from Cucumis sativus (cucumber), 1417 nucleotides. Its product is annotated as probable calcium-binding protein CML18. Gene Ontology annotation, molecular function: enzyme regulator activity; calcium ion binding. The record is from RefSeq and is a predicted model, not a curated record. Lineage: Eukaryota; Viridiplantae; Streptophyta; Magnoliopsida; Cucurbitales; Cucurbitaceae. Bases 514 to 1005 code for a protein of 163 amino acids. The transcript is spliced from 2 exons.
UUUUAUUCGAUAGAAAACUUCCUCCGUUUUGGAUUCUUGUUGUUCUUGUGGAAAUUCUUUAUUGAUCCGAUUUUUGGGUGAGUUAGAAUAUUCACGGGUGAUUCGGUCGAUCCACCGAACGAGGAGGAAGAACGACGACAUUGGUGCACGUUUUGGAUCAUUUUGGUCUCGAUCUCGAUCUGAUCAAAAAGCUGUUCAGAAAAUUCUCAGUUGGUUUUGAUCGAUUUGUUUUUUGUUUUUUUUUGUUUUGGAGAAUAUUGAUUGGAGUUUUUGUAGGUAUUGGUGUUGUUGUUGUUUGUGGAGUGGAUUGGGUGAAUCCGAAGGGGGGAAAGUAUUGAAAAAUUUAAGGAUUUGAUUUUGGAUUCUACUGAAGAAGAAGAGCUGGAGGUGAUUUGGUAAUGGAAUGUGGGUUUUGCUUAUUUGGGUUUUGGUAGAGAUUUGUAAUUGGAGAUAGAUUAUUGUUGAUUUAGGUUUUACAGUAAUUUUGAAGCAAUUAGAGCUCUGUUUAUUAACAUGAGCAACAAACAACCGAUUAAGUUAGACGACGAACAAAUUGCGGAGUUGAGAGAAAUCUUCCGGUCGUUUGAUCGGAACAACGACGGGAGUUUGACUCAACUUGAACUCGGAUCGCUUUUACGAUCACUUGGUUUGAAGCCGAGUCCGGAUCAGCUUGAGAGUUUGAUAAUGAAGGCAGAUACGAACAGCAAUGGAUUAGUUGAAUUUUCAGAGUUCGUAGCUUUGGUUGAGCCGGAGCUGGUAUCGGCUAAAUGCCCUUACACGGAGGAGCAAUUAAAGCAGUUGUUUAGAAUGUUCGAUAGAGAUGGGAAUGGGUUCAUCACUGCGGCCGAGUUGGCUCACUCGAUGGCCAAACUCGGCCAUGCUCUCACCGCGGAGGAACUCACCGGAAUGAUCAGGGAAGCCGAUACCGAUGGCGAUGGCAGAAUCAAUUUUCAAGAGUUCUCUCAGGCAAUUACUUCUGCUGCAUUUGAUAAUUCCUGGGCAUGAUGAUUUUUCUGUGACUGGAAACAAACAGCAAAUGGGGUGUUACCUGGAUGGCAAAUUAUGAUAUACCAACACAAAGAUCUUGUCAAGAAACUGAAAAUGGUAUUUUUGGGGUUAAGUUUGAAUGUCUAUUUAGUCUUCAAAUCUAUACCUAUUUUUCUCUGCUUGAUAAAGACACGAUCGAGUUUAAGUUGUUGGGUUUCAAAUUUUGGUUGUUUGCUUAUAAAGUUGGAAGUCCAAACCAAAGACUGCUGGGAUUUUUGCGAAGUAUUUUAAUUCCAAUUCCAGUUUUGGAUAUGGUGUGUAGUUUGAUGCUUUCGUGUUUUAACUUUUGUCCAUCGAGAUCUUGUUUAAUUUCAUUUUUUAGUCAAUGAAAUAACUUGAAUAUGAUCGCGUAGUUUAAGAUUGCGCAAAA